This is a messenger RNA of Adineta ricciae, 432 nucleotides long. The record is from the annotation of a GenBank genome assembly. NCBI's taxonomy places the organism in Eukaryota, Metazoa, Rotifera, Eurotatoria, Adinetida, Adinetidae.
AUGCCGAAAAAGACUCGCUCGAAAAAUAAGAGCCAUAGUGGCGUGGAUAAGAAGGGUAAGAUUCUAAAAACCAAACGGAAAACCAAGGAUCUCGAUGAAAUUCAAGCAACUAUGGCUGCUGAUACAGCUCGUCAACUAUUAAAUCAGCCGAUUGAUUAUGAUGUGCCAGGCGCUGGACAACAUUUUUGUCUCUAUUGCGCACGAUAUUUUAUCGAUGAUCACAAUUUACAACAUCAUUUGAAAAGUAAAGUGCAUAAACGACGUGUGAAGGAUUUAAAAACAGAAGCAUACACAUUGGAAGAAGCUGAACGAGCAGCUGGAAAAGGACAGUAUCGACCACCAAAGCCUGUUCAUGUGCCUGAUGAUCAAAACAGUCUUUAUCAAAUGGAAAUGGAUUCUGCUGAGAAGAUUGUUUCGUCAGAAAAUAAAUAA